Molecule: messenger RNA, 3422 nt
Organism: Oryzias melastigma (Indian medaka)
Lineage: Eukaryota; Metazoa; Chordata; Actinopteri; Beloniformes; Adrianichthyidae
Gene: tcf25
Product: transcription factor 25 (basic helix-loop-helix)
Exons: 18
Coding region: 124-2166 (680 amino acids)
Cellular component (GO): RQC complex
Molecular function (GO): protein binding
Source: RefSeq, a predicted model, not a curated record
GUCGUAAAACAUUUAGUCAAAGAAGACGAACAAACCAAUAGUAUCAUCAGGUUAUUGGUGUGUUGUAUCUGUCAGAAGAAAACUUGAUCACUGUAAAAUAGUGUGACCCAUUUACUGUAAACUAUGUCCACCCGGGCUCUGCGGAGGCUCAAAGGAAAACAAAGGGGUCAGGAGGCCUUGGACCUCGGGGAUCUAACUUUGGGUGAAAGCCCGGAGGAGCAGGUUGAAGCCGAGGAGGAGCACUUUAACACGGCUAACGCGUCUCCCCCAGCAGCAGACAGCUCCCGAAAGGGAAAGAAAAACAAAGCUCAGAAAAACUUCACAAACAUUUAUGAACUGAUAGGUGAAGCAGACCAUGAAGGGGAGAAAAUAUCACCUGAUGAGGAGGCUGAGAAACCAGAUAAAAGUGUAACAGGUGGCACAAGAACAAAUGAUAAACAAACCGAGAACCAGGUUCAAAAGUGUGACGGAGUGUCUUCUAAGUCUGGAGACCGAGUCAAGAAGAAAAAGAAAAAGAAGAAGACAAAAGUUGCAUCAAAAGAUGGAGAAGAAGCCUCUUCAGAUAACAUUGAUUUACUGCUGGAGAACUUGGAGCAGUCCAAUGGAGUGGGCUUACAAAACGAAGAUUGUGGCGGGUCUGACCGAAGAUCAGUGGUACAUGUGGAGCACAGGAAUCUUAACCCAGAGACUGAGCUGAAGAGAUAUUUUGGGGCUCGGGCUGUUCUAGGGGAUCUAAGACCUCGACAGAGAAACAGACACUUUCAUCGUAGCACAUGGAUGACCAGCCCAAAGGACAGCUGGCCUCGUUUCGCUCGCCCAGGAAUCUCAAUGACCUUACUGGAGUCCAAAGAUGGCAUUCAUUACUUCACCUUUGAGCACAGUCGGGACUACCAACAUGUACAGUUCAAGUUCCUGGAUGCUGUUGAGUCCAUGGAUCCAAACAACAUUGUGGCCCUGCUUCAGCUAAACCCGUACCACAUCGAUUCCCUGCUGCAGCUGUCAGACGUUUGCCGAAUACAGGAGGACCAGGACAUGGCAAGAGACCUAAUUGAAAGGGCCUUGUUCAGCUUUGAGUGUGCUUUUCACCCGUUGUUCAGCCUGACGUCAGGCAGCAGCCGGCUGGAUUAUUUGAGACCAGAAAACAGAGCAUUUUUUCUGGCUCUUUAUAAGCACAUGAUGUUCCUGGAGAAGAGAGGAUGCCCACGGACCGCUCUGGAGUACUGCAAAUUGAUUUUAAGCUUAGAUCCAGACUCCGAUCCACUCUGCAUGCUCCUGGUCAUUGAUUUCCUGGCACUGCGUUCCAGAGAGUACAAGUAUCUCCUUCAGUUAUAUCAGGAAUGGGAGGAGCACAGAAAUCUGUCUCAGCUGCCAAACUUUGCAUUCUCCACCGCACUUUGUCAUUUCCAUCUGAGCCAACAGGAGGAUGUGGAAGCUGAUGAACGAGCGAAACAACAGCAAGAAGCCAACCAGAUCCUGCAGAAUGCACUUAUCAUGUUUCCUGGAGUGUUGAUGCCCUUACUGGAUCUGUGUACGGUUCAGGCAGACACCACAGUGACCUCUCAUAGCUUUUUUGGCUUAAAGAAUCAGAUUGGGCAGCUUCCUGCCCUGGCCGAGCUGACGGCUCUAUACGUGGGAAGGACGUUCAAUCUGUGGAGGGAGGCUCCAGUCAUGCUUUGGUUGGAGGAGUCGGUGAAGGAGGUGCUGCGCAGAGUGGAUGCCAAAGACCCUCUUGUGGAAGACUGCCAAAACAAGAGAAAGCAGAGGUACCAGAGCGCUCCAAGAAACAUCCAUCGUCACGUCCUCCUGUCUGAGAUCAAAGAAGCCACCUCAAGCCUUCCCUUAGAGGUCACCACUCAGCCUGUGAUGGGUUUUGAUCCUCUGCCUCCACUGGACUCUGUGGCGUCCUACGCUCGACCAGAGAGGCAGAAUGCUGGAGCGUCCAACGAGAGCACGCUGUCACUGUUUUUCCGAUCUUUACUUCCAAACUUCAACCUUCAGGGGGGGCCGAGGCUGGAGGAUGAGAUGGAGGUGGCUCGGGCCGGUCAGGAGCUCAACCAGGAGGUGAACCGUCUGAUGGUGGCCAUGAGAGACAUGCUGGCUAACAUAAGGUUUCAGGAGCCACCCAGAGAAGACAAUCCAUACAGAGAUGAUGAGGAAUGGGAUUAAGACGAGAGGGAGGCCAACACAGUUGAGAUGGAAAGACUUGAUUAUAACGAAGGAGACACUGAAAGCCAGAUCAUUUCUAGGACCUUUUAGCUGGUUCUGAAUGUGGGAAGCUUUCUCAAGAACAUCGUCUUCCUUUUGACCUGUCUUAUUUCUCAUUCUAACACCACAAUGAACGCAUCUGUUUGGAGGCUUUGUAACAAAUUGUUACCACCUUGUGACUGAUAAAGGCCCAUCGCUCCCAUCAGAUAAAACAAUUUAGAUUUGAGAUUCUGACUUGGAAGCAUAAAAAAUUCAUGCUGAACACAGUUGUUGCUUUAUCUAAAUAAGAAAAUUGGUGCCGAAUAGGCAGUAAAUUGUCCUACUUGAAUAUUUUCUUGUGGCUCAUUAAACGAUGAUCUUGAUAUAGCAAGAAAAACGAUGUUAAAGAUCAUUUAAGACGAAUUGGUUUCCAAAUAAACAAUAAAAAUGGGUGGUUUUUCACAAAAUAUAUGAGAAAGUUUAAAAUAGGAAGAAAAUUAGUUAUAAAUUUCAACCUAAAGUAAAAUACAGAGGUUUUGUUGUCAAGAAACUUUAUUUUUUCUUUGGAUUCCCAAUAAUUUCUUCUAGUAUUGAAGGACAUAAAUGUUUUCCUUCUUUGUUGCCACAUAUUUUAGACAUGAUUAAAGAUGCUCUAAAAAUGCAAAGCUCUGGUUCAUCAAAAAAAACACUAAACUCUGCUUUUCACAGAUCACACCUUUGUCUAUCAUAAAACGAUUGCUUUUCUGUUUCUUUAUAUUUAAUCUUUAUUUGGUUAUCAUUUUUUCAAUACAUAAAAUUACAUAUUUUUUCCACAAUUAUAAUUUAUGUGUAGAUGAUGUAUUUUCAGCAGUUCCUAAAUAUUGCAGAAUUAAAAAAAAUAUUUAAUGAUAUUCUUUACUUUGAAGUUUCUGCUGUUGAUCAUUUUUGUAGUUGAUCGUUUGCUUUUUGAGAUGUUUAUCAUUUGAGUGAUAUCCCAUGUAUCUGACAGCCAGCAGAGAACCGUUACAAAACAUGAUUUGAUUUGCCUGCCAGAAGAUUGGUAUUUUAUGCCUAUUGUUCUGUUUAUCCUGUUCUGUAAACUCACAGAAUAGCCUUUCAAAUCUUGUCAUUUUUCCUUUUUUUUCUUUCUUUUUUUGUAUCUCAAAAUAUAAAAUAUUGUUUUCUCCUCAGGAAUUAAAUCAAAACAACAGUUCAUUACUGCCCCUCAUUAAUUAAAGAGAAAAUCAAGAAGCCGUGUG